AUGUUAACACUACCGCCAACAAUUCAUCGGUUGAUUUUCUUAUUUGUUCUCGCAACACCUUUACUUUCAAUCGCACUUCCUGCCGUAGCCGCUGCUGCUGCUGACCCGCCCAGUAAACUUCAACCUAGAGCACCUCAACCUUCGCGUCGUAUGGGUGCCCAAAAGCGUGCGAAGAAGGUCGAACCGUUAAAGAAGAAAGAUUAUUCAAGUUUCUUGUGUCCAGGUGGAAGUGUAGCUUGUCCAAUCCCUUCUUCGGAUGAUAUAACACCUGAAUCAGCAGAACUAUUACAAUCAAGUUUGAAUUCUUUGGCUGAUUGGUUCAAGAUUGGGUUCGAAUGUAUUGAAUUGGCAACGGAAUUGAAUUCAUGUGGUGGUUGUUUAGCUCUUGGUGCAGGUCAAGAUUGUUCUUUGAUAUCAAACGCCAAAGCAACAGGAUGUGAAUCCGGUACAUGUCAGGUAUACUCUUGUUUCGAUGGUUACGUGGUUUCAUCAGAUAGGCAAACUUGUGUCAAGAAAGGAACCAUGACGCCCGCUACUCCCAUAACGGCUGUCGGCAUCGAUGAUCCGAACCAAGUGGUCUUAUCUUGA
Molecule: messenger RNA, 588 nt
Organism: Kwoniella shivajii
Lineage: Eukaryota; Fungi; Basidiomycota; Tremellomycetes; Tremellales; Cryptococcaceae
Exons: 2
Coding region: 1-588 (195 amino acids)
Source: RefSeq, a predicted model, not a curated record